GCUUUGCUUUCUUCUCUUCACUUUUUUUACAUUUGGUUGAGGAUUUAGUGUUGAAAAUCUAACCGGCGUACGCCGUUAACCCUCUUUUGAUUUAAUUUUUUACUUUAAACUUCGUUUCAUGUGAUUUAUUAGUGUUCACUGGUUAUUUCUCAUUGUUCUUCAUUUAUUGUCAUUAGUAUUUGAUAUUAAUUUAAACCCAAAUUUGAUUCCUUUCUCUUUAACUUUUCUUGUUGUUACACAUCAACAUGAUUUUUCACUAUUCACUUUCUAUUGCCCUUUUAGUCACACUGGUCUCUUCAGCUGACGUUAAAAAGGAAGAAAAUGUUUUAGUUUUAAAUAAAAGUAAUUUCGACGGUGUUGUCUCUGAGAAUAAAUAUGUCCUGGUUGAAUUCUAUGCACCAUGGUGUGGUCAUUGUAAAGCUUUAGCUCCUGAAUAUGCAAAGGCAGCUACUAGUCUUGCCAAUGAAGGAUCAGAAAUUCUUUUAGCUAAGGUUGAUGCCACAGAGGAAACUGAUUUAGCUGAAAAGUAUGAAGUUAGAGGAUAUCCAACUCUUAAAUUCUUCCGAAAUGGUAAACCUACUGAAUAUAAUGGUGGUCGUACUGCUGACGAUUUACUCAAAUGGGUUAAGAAAAAGACUGGUCCCCCAGCCGUUACUCUUGAAUCUGUUGAAGAUGCAAACAAACUCAAGGAAUCUGCUGAAGUUGCUAUCAUUGGUUUCUUCAAAGAUCAAGAAAGUGAUGCCGCCAAAGCUUUCUUAGAGGUUGCUACUCAAAUGGAUGAUCAUCCAUUCGGUAUCACCAAUUCUGAGGCUGUUUUUGGUGAAUUCAGUGUUUCCAAAGAUGGUGUUGUUUUGUUCAAAAAGUUUGACGAGAAAAGAAAUGAUCUGUUUGAAGAUAUCACCCAAGAAAACCUUAAAAAAUUCAUCUCCAUUAACAGUCUUCCUCUUGUUGUUGACUUUAGUCAUGAGACUGCUCAAAAGAUUUUCGGAGGAGAAAUUAAGUUCCAUAACUUGUUAUUCCUCAGCAAGAAAGCAAGUAGUUAUGAGAAACUUGUCGAAGCUUUCAGAAAGGUUGCCAAAGAAUUCCGGAAUAAGGUUCUUUUUGUCACUAUCAACACUGACAUUGAAGAUCAUGAAAGAAUCAUGGACUUCUUCGGUCUUAAAAUUGAAGAUGCACCUGGCAUGAGAUUGAUCCGCCUUGAAGAAGAUAUGAUCAAAUACAAGCCUGAAACCUCUGACAUCACUGAAGAAAGCAUUUUGUCAUUCGUUCAAGGUGUUAUUGACGGUAAAAUUAAGAAACAUCUCUUGACACAAGAUGUUCCAAGCGAUUGGGACAAGAAUCCAGUCAAAGUGCUAGUUGGUAAAAACUUUGAUGAAGUCGCUCUUGAUAAGAGUAAAGAUGUUUUAGUUGAAUUCUAUGCUCCAUGGUGUGGACACUGUAAACAAUUGGUGCCUAUUUAUGAUGCCCUUGGGGAAAAGUACAAGGACAAUUCUAAUGUUGUCAUCGCCAAAAUGGAUGCUACUGCCAAUGAAUUAGAGCACACUAAAAUCAACAGUUUCCCAACAAUUAAACUUUUCAAAAAAGAUACAAAUGAGGUGUUGGAUUUCAAUGGGGAAAGAACCUUAGAGGGAUUAUCCCAAUUCAUUGAUAGCGGUGGAAAACUCGGUGCUAGUCCUAAAAAAGAGGAGGUCGAUGAAGAAGAGGAGAAAGAAGGAAAAGCUGACCCCAGAAAGGAUGAAUUAUAGUCACCUGGUCAUUUGUUUUUUUCUAAUUUUAUCAAGAACACACGGGAACAACUAAUUUUAUGAAAUUAAAAUGUACUCAUUUCUCCGUUUUAUUUAAUGAAUUUACUCUUUUUCUUUUGUAAGAACUGUUUCCAGUUCAUUAAUCAACUCAAGCAAAAAAGUGCAUUAUCAUGGUCAACUAAUCACCUAUGCGGUUAUUGUCAGAAUUUCAUAACGUCUUUCAACAAAUAGCAAAUCAUGAAUGUAUUACAUGAAGAGGUUUUCCUUUCGGCGCCUUUUACUAAAUUUAAGAGUAACCUUACUGAAAAAGUUAAGCAAUCAGGCUAAAGUACAAUUAAAAUUUUACUAUUUUUGUAAA
Tetranychus urticae (two-spotted spider mite) is the source of this 2103-nucleotide messenger RNA. RefSeq names its product protein disulfide isomerase (gene Pdi). Gene Ontology annotation, cellular component: endoplasmic reticulum. NCBI's taxonomy places the organism in Eukaryota, Metazoa, Arthropoda, Arachnida, Trombidiformes, Tetranychidae. The record is from RefSeq and is a predicted model, not a curated record. Gene Ontology annotation, molecular function: protein disulfide isomerase activity. Gene Ontology annotation, biological process: response to endoplasmic reticulum stress; protein folding.